AUGUCAAAACAAUUACCCCUUUUCACUAUACAUAUUAAUUGUGGUCGGACGUUUCCUCCAGGUAAUGAAAUAUAUCGUAAAGAGAAUUUAUCAUUUUUUGAAAUUGAUGGACAAAAGCAUCAGGAAUACUGUCGAAAUUUGUGUUUAUUAGCUAAAUUAUUUUUGAAACAAAAAACAGUUCAUGAGUUAGAUCAAGUUCCUGCAUUUUUAUUCUACGUAUUAACUGAAACAGAUCAAGAUGGUUCACAUAUUAUUGGUUAUUUCUCAAAACAAAAAGCUGAUGAUCAAUGUGACAACUCCGUCAAUACGGUGUACAAUAAUCUUUCAUGUAUUCUCAUUUUACCGCCUUAUCAAUGUCGUGGUUUUGGUCGUAUGCUUAUCGAAAUGAGUUAUAUUUUAAGUCGACUAGAACAACGUAUUGGUACACCAGAACGUCCAUUAUCAGAUUUGGGCAUCAUUAUUUACAGAAGAUAUUGGCGUUUUGAAAUUUUAAAAUACUUAUCGUCAUUCACAGCUAAGUCAAUUAAUAUUCGAACUAUGAGUCAAGAAUUAGGAAUAGCAGUUCCUGAUAUUGUAAGCACUUUAUUAGAUAUGAAGAUGCUUGUUUGCUAUCGGACACAAUAUUACAUAAUCAAUAAUAAACCUGAUGUAGACGCUCUUUUGAGUACAAUUAAACCGCCUGCUACUGAUCGUUGUAUUGAUUCUACAUGUCUUUAUUGGACUCCUAAUGUUAGUAAUGUCAAUCAGUUAAGUAAAUCGCCUAGUAGUAGUACUCUUAGUAUUAGUACUACUACUAAUCAAAAGCUUCAUAAGUCUAGUCUUAUUUCACCAAGUGAUUCAAUUGGAGUAAAUGUUUGAAGAUUUUUGUAAUCUAAUUAUUGUACAUUGAAAUAUUGUAAAGAGUUUUGUUGUAUAUAAUCUAAUAAUAAUAAUACUAUUUAUGUUCUCA
This is a messenger RNA of Schistosoma margrebowiei, 949 nucleotides long. NCBI's taxonomy places the organism in Eukaryota, Metazoa, Platyhelminthes, Trematoda, Strigeidida, Schistosomatidae. The record is from the annotation of a GenBank genome assembly.